Molecule: messenger RNA, 705 nt
Organism: Phoenix dactylifera (date palm)
Lineage: Eukaryota; Viridiplantae; Streptophyta; Magnoliopsida; Arecales; Arecaceae
Source: RefSeq, a predicted model, not a curated record
UGCUACCUACAAAAGUUCGCUUCUCUAAACCAAAUGGAGCGUCCCCGAAUGUUCCUCAUCUCUGCAGCUUGUCUAUGCGUAUACGGGAUUUUGUAUCUUGCUGCCACCGAUCUCCAGCAAGGAGAAGCCAAACCCCUUGCCGGAAACGAAACCGACAGGUUUGCCCUGCUCGCAUUUAAAGGUCAGAUGGCCGAUGGUCCCGCCGGAGCCUUGAGCUCCUGGAACGACACCAUCCAUUUCUGCCAAUGGGAAGGGAUAAAAUGCAGCGCCAGCAACCAAAGGGUGACAAUCAUCAACCUGCAGUCCAAGAGGUUGGCCGGAUCACUAUCUCCAUCCCUUGGAAACCUCAGCUUACUCCAAGAACUCAACCUCGGGGGCAACGAUCUGUACGGCGACAUUCCUCCAGAGCUCGGGAAACUUACUGGUAUGAGAAUCCUCAACCUGACUUCCAAUUCUUUCGACGGCCGGAUCUCGGGCAAUCUGUCCAGCUGCAGGGAACUGAGGCACUUAGACUUGGGCGACAACAUGCUCGUGGGAGAGAUACCCGCCGAGCUCACCUCGCUGCCGAAGCUGCGAGUGCUGUACCUUCUUGUCAAUAAUCUCACCGGCAGCAUCCCACCGUCCAUCGGAAACCUCUCGUCCCUCACCAGGCUAGCGAUGGGAAGAAACAACCUUGUGGGAGCAUCCCCGACGGAAUCGGCUUGA